Messenger RNA from Catharus ustulatus (Swainson's thrush), 804 nucleotides. RefSeq names its product chromosome 6 C11orf96 homolog (gene C6H11orf96). Lineage: Eukaryota; Metazoa; Chordata; Aves; Passeriformes; Turdidae. The transcript has a single exon. The record is from RefSeq and is a predicted model, not a curated record. Bases 47 to 409 code for a protein of 120 amino acids.
UCCGCCGGCCCCGGCCCCCGCGGCGGGCUCUCCCGCGGGCGGCAGGAUGGCCGCGAAGCCGGCCGAGCUGAUGGGCAUCUGCUCCAGCUACCAGGCGGUGAUGCCGCACUUCGUCUGCGUGACCGAGGAGUUCCCGCCGCCCGCCCGCCCCGCCAAGACCCCCAAGGGCAAGCUGCGGCGGCCGCGGCAGUCGCGCUUCAAGACGCAGCCGGUGACUUUCGACGAGAUCCAGGAGGUGGAGGAGGAGGGGGUGUCCCCCAUGGAGGAAGAAAAGGCCAAGAAGUCCUUCCUGCAGUCGCUGGAGUGCCUGCGGCGGAGCACCCAGAACCUGUGCCUGCAGCGGGACCGCCUGGGCAGCUGCCGCCUCCGCAACAGCCUCGACUCCAGCGACUCGGACUCGGCUCUCUGAGGGCGGCGGGGCCCGGCCCGGCCCGGCCCGGCCCGGCUCGGCUCGGCUCGGCGGUACCGGCCCGGCAGCGGCGGCACGGACUGAGCUGCAGGGAGCCGCGCCGCCGGCGGCACAGGAGCGCCGGACGGACAGCCGGGUCGGGAUGUUUUCUAAGAAAGCGCUUGUACCUUCGUUUCUAUUUGAUUGUAUGAAACUCACCAUUUAAAGACAAAAAAGAAAAAAAAAAUCUUUUCUAUUCGUUAGAAGAAAUGAGCUGUUUUAGAUGCAUUGAGCUGCUGGAUUUAAUAUUUAUUUUUGCAUUUAAACUGUUGACUGCAUUAAUUUAAUAUGUUUCUACCUGAAUGUCUGUUAUUAUUUCCAUAAAAGAGUAAUAAAUAUGAUAUAUUUGCACAGUG